UAAGUUACUGUACAGUGACAUGCACCAAAACAAAACCAACCCUUUCAAGCGGCGUCGUCGCGUGUUAAAACAAGGGUACCGUCCUCGCCACGUGUCUCUCAUCCAUAAUAUAUGACAUAAAUGUGUUUUUUCCCUAAUUUCCCCCCACUUUUUUUUUUAUAACUCAAAUUGAAAUAUGUAUUUACGCCAUCGCGUCACUUAUGUAAUCAUAUAUAAAAAAAAUAUAUAAAAAACACACACACAUAUAUGUAUAUGAAAAAAUUUCGCAUUGCCUUUGGUCAUAAGGCCCACCAUUGCCCUACUUUAUUAUUUGUUGAUUUACAGAAAUCUAAAACAUUAAUUAUGAAAAUAUUUAAAAAAGGAAAGAAACAAUAUAUGCGCAAAAUAUUUACUAAUUAAUCCCAGAAAUUUUAUUACCUUACCAUGUCAUCGUCGUCAACUCUCCCUUAUAUAGUAGACUACACCAUCUUCAUUUCAUCACACAACACACACACGCACACAAAAAAGACUAUCUAAAUCCCUUACAAAGUUUGUUUUUUUCAUCAUCGUGAAUAUGUCGCCGACGGAGAUGACAGAAGAGAAGAUACCGGCGGCCGGAGGUAGGGCUUACGUCACGUUUUUGGCGGGAGACAAGGACUAUUGGAUGGGAGUGGUGGGUCUUGCGAAGGGUUUGAGGAGGGCGAGGUCGGCGUAUCCACUCGUCGUGGCCGUGCUGCCGGACCUGCCGGAGGAGCACCGCCGUAUCCUGGUGGAUCAGGGAUGCUUAGUCCGUGAGAUCGAGCCGGUUUACCCGCCGGAAAACCAGACUCAGUUCGCCAUGGCUUAUUACGUCAUCAACUACUCCAAGCUUCGUAUCUGGGAGUUCGUGGAGUACGAGAAGAUGAUAUACCUCGACGGAGACAUACAAGUGAUGGAGAACAUCGACCAUCUCUUCGACAAUCCGUCGGGACACUUGUACGCAGUGAUGGACUGCUUCUGCGAGAAGACGUGGUCACACACUCCUCAAUACAAGAUCGGAUUCUGCCAACAGUCGCCGGAAAAGGUAACGUGGCCGGCGGACCUACUCGGCCCUCCGCCGCGUUACUUCAACGCCGGCAUGCUCGUCUUCGAACCCAACCUCGUCGUCUACGAGGACCUCCUCCGUACACUUGAUGUCACUGCUCCCACCUCUUUCGCCGAACAGGAUUUUCUGAACAUGUACUUCAAAGACAUAUACAAGCCGAUACCGUUGACUUACAACCUCGUACUCGCCAUGCUUUGGCGCCACCCCGAGUGCGUUGACCUUGACAAAGUCAAAGUCGUCCAUUACUGUGCCGCUGGAUCGAAGCCGUGGAGAUACACGGGGGAGGAAAAUCACAUGGACCGAGACGACGUGAAGAUGUUGGUGAAGAAAUGGUGGGAAAUAUACGAAGACGCUUCGUUGGACUACAAGAACUGUGUCGACGAGAUCGCUGAGUCGGAGACCGAGUCGAAGCUCAAUCCCCUCAUCGCCACCUUGGCCGUCAACGAUGCCGACGGUGGCUGUCUUGCUCCCUCCGCCGCAUGAUCCGCCGGAGCAAAAGCCAUAUAUGAAUGUUUUAGCUAUAUAUAUAUAUAUGGCAUAUUAUUAGUCUAUAUAUAUAUAUAUACAUAUAGUGCUACUCUUUUCCACUAUAUGUAUGCCGGUUCCACAUUUUGUUUUGGUGGGUUUUCUGUUUUUCAAGAGUUUGGUGUAAUUUGGGAUUGUGAGAUAUUAUAGUUGACGGUCUUGUGUUAUGUUCUGAUAUUAUGACAACCUUGACCGCUGCUCUUGUCCUGGAUCUAAUAAUUAAGCAUGUUUUUAUUCUUUUUAA
Molecule: messenger RNA, 1832 nt
Organism: Tarenaya hassleriana
Lineage: Eukaryota; Viridiplantae; Streptophyta; Magnoliopsida; Brassicales; Cleomaceae
Product: galactinol synthase 5-like
Exons: 4
Coding region: 554-1546 (330 amino acids)
Molecular function (GO): glycosyltransferase activity
Source: RefSeq, a predicted model, not a curated record